Condylostylus longicornis is the source of this 840-nucleotide messenger RNA. Its product is annotated as hepatic triacylglycerol lipase-like. Lineage: Eukaryota; Metazoa; Arthropoda; Insecta; Diptera; Dolichopodidae. The transcript is spliced from 4 exons. The coding region runs from base 1 to 840 and encodes 279 amino acids. Gene Ontology annotation, molecular function: lipase activity. The record is from RefSeq and is a predicted model, not a curated record.
AUGUGGAAAAGUUCAAUUGAUUGUAAUCAAAACUUAUUAAGCGCCAAACAUUGUGUUAAAACAAGAUUAUUUUUUGGAAACUAUCAAAAUACUAAACAUCCAGAAAUUAGAUUUUAUUUAUAUACAAGGAAUAACUUAUACGAAGGGCAAGAAUUAAAAUUAUUUGAGAGAAAAACUAUUGUUCAAUCAAAUUUCAAUAUUAGAUGGCCGAUAAGAAUAUUUAUACAUGGUUGGAGAGCUGGACCUCGAAGUUGCGCUUGUGGUAUAAUAAAAGAUGCAUAUUUAAAUACAGGAAAUUAUAAUAUUAUAAUUAUGGAUUGGAGUGAUUUUGCUUGUAAGCAAUUAGAAUCGGCAUCAAAUAAUGUUAAAUUUGCUGGUGAAAAAUUAGCUGAAUUUACGACUUUCUUAAAAAAAUCAUUUCGAAUUCCAUAUGAAAGAAUAUAUUUGAUUGGACAUAGUUUAGGGGCGCAUGUUGCCGGGCAUGCCGGAUUACUUAUAUCACCACGUAAAUAUAAUACAAUAUUUGCAUUAGAUCCAGCUGCACCUUUUUUUUCUGGAAAAAAUCCCUCUGAUAGAUUAGAUCCAACGGAUGCUAAUUAUGUUGAAUCAAUAACAACAGCUAUUCAUAUGGCCGGCUAUAGUAAACCUAAUAUAGGACAUUCAUCAAUUUAUCCGAAUUUUGGUGAUAGAUAUCAACCAGAAUGUGCACGAAAAAGAUUUCGACAUAACUUAAAAGAAAUGAAAGAUGGAAAAGUUGGAAGAUUUUGUAAAUAUUAUAUGGGUGGUGAUCCUUCAAGACCAAAGGAUGGUGUAUUUUAUACUUAUAUCAAAAAUUAUUGA